Messenger RNA from Cordyceps militaris CM01, 345 nucleotides. RefSeq lists its product as uncharacterized. The transcript has a single exon. Lineage: Eukaryota; Fungi; Ascomycota; Sordariomycetes; Hypocreales; Cordycipitaceae. The record is from RefSeq and is a predicted model, not a curated record. The coding region runs from base 1 to 345 and encodes 114 amino acids.
AUGCUGGACCUGGAAACGGCGGCGGUGGCCAUUUCCUGGGAGGCACAGACUGAGCUUCUUCGCGGUUGCCAGACUAUUACCUCAGGUAUAGCAGUGCGAGGACGGGUUCUCAUUACUGAGGUUGGUUCAAUGCGAAAAGGGCAUCGAAAGAUGCUCGUAGAAGAUGCCGGGGACCUCGGACAUACGACCAUGCCAGCUCUCAAGUCAUUGGUCCUUGCGAGAGCCAUGCGGUGCAAUGAUCUGGAUACAGAACGAAUACUGCUCAAGACCUCUAUCCCGCUUGAGUAUGACACAACCGAAGAGUCAUCGCCAAAAUACUCAUGGGCUAUAGCUUCGAAGCACUGA